UCUCAGUACCUCGCUGUGGAUGUGCGGAGGCUGAACGUCAGUCUUCUUCGUUGGUUUCGGGAAGGUGUGGCGGCGGCACUCGGCGUUCCUGCAGGACACGUGCACAUCAACCGGCUCAAUGAGAAGAAGAACGGCAUCGAGCUCUUCGUGUCCUCUGAUAGGCUGGGCGUCUCGGAGCCCCGCCCUGCUGAAGAGGUCAUCCAAUCACUGAACGUCAGAGUCCUUCACAGACACCUGGGACACUUCGGCAUCACAGAGGUCUCCACUGAGAAAAACGUCCUGCAGGGCGAGCAGAGGGAUCACGUGUGGAGCAGAGAAGGAUUCUACGCCGUCGUCCUCUUCUUCACCGUCUUCGUCAUCGUCAUCACCUGCUUGAUGGUUUUGUACCGACUGAAGGAGAAAGUUCAGGUUUCUGACAGACAGGUAAAAGCUCCGCCCCCUGACCUGCACCUGACCCCAACUGUCCUGCAAGACUCCGCCCAGAAGUCAAGGGGCGCCAAGAUUGUGACGUCAGGAAGCAUGGUUCAAGCUGAGCUCCCUCCAGCUGUAGCCACGCCCAUUCCCCUGCAGCAGCCAAUCAUAGCCUGCCGUCGACUUGCUCCUCCUGUCGUCCCUCUGCCGAGCCCUGCCCCCCCUGUACCCGUCUUCAGCAGCAACGACCACGCCCCCCAUGUCAGCGUUGCCCUGGUGACAGGUGCCAGUAACGAGCUUAAGCCCUGCCCCUCCCCCUUCAGAAUGAAACCUGCCGCAGGACUGCAAGAGAGGCGAGGCUCCAACGUCUCUCUGGUGUUGGACAUGUCGGCUCUCGGCUCUGUGGAGCCCCUGAAUGUGUCCGUAGUAACCCCCAGAGAGGCUGCAGCCAGAGAGUACCUGCUGUCCGCAGGCCGGCCUCUGACACGACAGCAGCUCCGCGAUAUCGUCAACAACACGCACAAACUGCACACAGAGUUCGCUGAAAUCCCCAUGAACUUCAUCGAUCCCAAAGAGCUGGAUAUUCCCAACCACGGGAACAAGAACAGAUACAAGACCAUACUGCCCA
Molecule: messenger RNA, 1039 nt
Organism: Labrus bergylta (ballan wrasse)
Lineage: Eukaryota; Metazoa; Chordata; Actinopteri; Labriformes; Labridae
Source: RefSeq, a predicted model, not a curated record